AACUCGCUGCCAAAAAGAGCGCCAACCUAGAAUGAUUUAUCGCAAUUAAUUAAUAACUCAGUGUCUUUAUUGUGCAUUUAUCUUACAUAUGAACACACCAGAUCGUGUCUAGUAACGUUACCGGUUUUCUUAAAUAAAAAAAUAUAAACUAAGAUUUUUGCAGAGUUCACCUGUUUGUAAAGGUGAAAUAUGUCUUCUAAGAUUCUUCUGACUAAUCUACGAACGACCGCAAACUUCUGCAAAACACAGCAUUUUCUGCAGAGACCCUGGACUCCUUUCAUAGCUUCUCGACAGAGUUGUGCCGUUCAUGUGAAUAGCCCACCCAGCAUCCCAACCCUGACUACCAGUUAUGUUCACGGCACCUCCUCCCAUUCACUGCUCUCUAGUACUGUGGACCAGUGUCUUCAGCGCUCAGUGGAGCGUCACCCUGACCGUGAAGCUUUGGUUUUUAUGCAAGAUAACAUUCGCAAGACUUUUGCUCAGUUCUACAAAGACGUGGAACAGACUGCCGCAGGUCUACUGGCUGUUGGACUGAAGAGGGGCGAUCGCUUGGGGAUGUGGGGACCGAACAUCUAUGAGUGGGUACUUAUGCAGUUUGCCACAGCUAAGGCAGGGAUCAUUUUGGUUUCGGUGAACCCGGCUUAUCAAUUGCAAGAGGUGGAAUUUGCACUCAGAAAGGUGCAGUGCAAUGCAGUUGUUUGUCCAACACAAUUCAAAACCCAAAGGUAUGGUGACAUGUUAAGGCAGCUUUGUCCGGAGAUGGAGGCAACCUCUCCUGGAGGAAUCAAUAGCUCAAGACUUCCAGACUUACGCACUGUGAUCAUAACUGACAGUCAGCAGCCCGGAGCUUUCCAUCUGAAAGAUGUGAUGCAGGCAGGAGGCAGCCAACACUAUCAACAACUAGAAGACCUGCAGAAGAAACUUAGUUGUGGUGAUCCCAUAAACAUUCUGUUUACUUCGGGAACAACUGGAACACCCAAAGGAGCCACUCUGUCUCAUCACAACAUUGUGAACAAUGUUUACUUCCUCGGCAUGCGUAUAGGCUUCAACUGGAAGAAUAACGUGCGAAUCUGCUUGCCGGUGCCAUUGUAUCACUGUUUUGGCUCAGUGGGUGGCGGUAUGGUCAUGGCUGUGCAUGGCUCCACAGUGGUUUUCCCAUCCACCGGGUAUGAUGGACAUGCCAACCUGGUGGCGAUAGAGAAAGAGAAGUGUACAUAUGUAUACGGCACCCCUACAAUGUUAAUUGACAUGCUUAGUCAACCUGACCUGGCCAAGAUUGAUUUUUCAUCAAUUGAGGGUGGUCUUGUUGCGGGGUCUUCUUGUCCACCUGAGGUCAUCCGUAAGGUCAUCAAUGCCACGGGUGCUAAGGAAAUGCUGAUUUUGUAUGGCACAACUGAAAACAGCCCUGGGACAUUCUGUGGCUUUCCGUUUGACAGCAUGGGGCGAAAGACAGAGACUGCUGGAUGUAUUUGUCCCCACACUGAGGCAAAAGUAGUGAACCCUACUACAGGAGAGAUCGUACCUCUGGGUGCUCAAGGAGAGCUGAUGAUCAGGGGAUACUGUGUGAUGCUGGAAUACUGGAAAGAUGAUGAAAAGACCAAGGAGAGCAUCACAAAAGACCGCUGGUACAAGACUGGAGACAUUGCCAGUUUGGAUGGGUACGGGUACUGCAAAAUAGGAGGACGCAUCAAGGACUUAGUUAUCCGAGGAGGAGAAAAUAUCUACCCUGCUGAAAUCGAACAGUUUCUGCACACACACCCUAAAAUUCAAGAAGUACAGGUGAUUGGAGUGAAGGAUGAGAGAAUGGGGGAGGAAGUUUGUGCUUGCAUUAGGCUCAAGACUGGUCAGGAAUGCACUGCAGAAGAGAUCAAGGCCUACUGCAAAGGAAAGAUUUCUCAUUACAAGGUGCCACGCUAUGUGACAUUUGUUCAGGGAUAUCCUCUGACUGUCACAGGCAAGAUCCAGAAGUACACACUGCGUGAGCAGAUGGAAAAACAGCUUGGACUGUGAUCGCUAAAGCACCUGUGGUAUUUUUUUUUAACAUUUACAAGCAGGAUAUCGACCUCUGGACUUUAUGAGUUACUCGAAUUUCAUUGUUUAACAAACCAUGUUUAGCAUUAAAUGUUAU
Messenger RNA from Carassius auratus (goldfish), 2128 nucleotides. Its product is annotated as acyl-CoA synthetase family member 2, mitochondrial-like. The record is from RefSeq and is a predicted model, not a curated record. Gene Ontology annotation, molecular function: medium-chain fatty acid-CoA ligase activity. Lineage: Eukaryota; Metazoa; Chordata; Actinopteri; Cypriniformes; Cyprinidae. Bases 190 to 2010 code for a protein of 606 amino acids. Gene Ontology annotation, biological process: fatty acid metabolic process. The transcript has 16 exons.